Molecule: messenger RNA, 1048 nt
Organism: Cercospora beticola
Lineage: Eukaryota; Fungi; Ascomycota; Dothideomycetes; Mycosphaerellales; Mycosphaerellaceae
Product: complex I NDUFA5 subunit family protein
Biological process (GO): respiratory electron transport chain
Source: RefSeq, a predicted model, not a curated record
CGAGAUGCCAGAGCUGCUACCUCAUCGACUCUGUUUGGCCUCCACUCCGCCAGCACCCUCCCAUCGCACCACCAGCGCCACCGCCCAUCCUCCACCAUGCGGCCCGCAUUCCGCCUCCUUGCGACUGUGCAAAGGAGCGGCUCGCAGUAUCUCGAAGCUGGCGCUCCUACCGGCCUCACGGGACUGCUCACACACGCCUCCCCACGAACAACACUGCUCUACCUCUACAAUGACACGUUGGAAAAGCUGAAGCAAUUUCCCGAGCACAGCGUCUACCGACAGUCAACCGAGGCCUUGACAAAACACCGCAUGCGAAUAGUCGAAUCUGUCAAGCCGCAAGGACUCAAGGAAUGGCAGCAACGCGUGAUGCCGGUCGUGGAGGCCAACUCUAGCGCAUUCAAGACCAUCCCAGUGACAACGAGCGAUGGCGAGAAGGCGGUCAACAUCAUCUGGAAAGCUGGCGCAUACUUGGGACAAUCAGAUCCGGAGGACAAUUUGGAAUACAAGGGUAGAGCACCAUUGGAAGGACCACGAACACUUUCGGAGCGUGAGAGCCAGGGCAAGCAAUUAUCAUACGAUCAAAUCGGACACCACACCAGCAUUCCGGAAAUCGAGCCUGAGCCGCCGCUUACUGCUAGCCAAAUCGGCGAGAUCGAGCAGCAGAUCGGCGCGGGUUUGGUAGAAGAGGUUAUCCAGGUUGCAGAGGGCGAGAGAGAGCUUGCGCAGGUCUUAUUGGACAACAAGGUGUGGGAGGACCUCGAGGAGAAGCCGCCAGCAGGUCAAUGGGUGGGCCACGAGAGGGCGGACAGGCAUACUGGAACCACGCAAAAGCCUUAGACUGGAUUAAGAGUGCAUCUACAGGCGGUUGUAUUAGAGGCAGAGAAGUCAAGAUGGCAAAAAAGCCGCUACUAAGUGUGCGAGCACUCUCUGAGUGUACAUAUGUACAACAAGAUUUCACGACAUUGCAGUCUCCCUCAUUUCUACGAGCAGGUACUUUCGCUUCAGGUUACUGACGAUCUACUGCAGAACAUUAGACGCAUACUCAAGC